Molecule: messenger RNA, 2847 nt
Organism: Anas platyrhynchos (mallard)
Lineage: Eukaryota; Metazoa; Chordata; Aves; Anseriformes; Anatidae
Gene: PAIP1
Product: poly(A) binding protein interacting protein 1
Biological process (GO): regulation of translational initiation
Molecular function (GO): translation activator activity; RNA binding; protein binding
Source: RefSeq, a predicted model, not a curated record
AGGCGGGACCCGGCCGCCUCCUCCCUCCCUCCUUCACUCCCUCCCUCCCUCCCUUCUUCCCUGCCUCCCUCCCGGGCUCGCUGCCUCCCGGCCUCCCUCCCGCGACCGCUCGGAGCCGCCCCGGCCCCAGCAUGGCGGAGCACUUCGACCGCACUCCCGGCGCCGGCCGGGAUCGGGGCCGUGGAGGCGCGGCGGACGGCGGCGGAGGCGGCGCGGCCUGCCCGGGGGGCGACGGCUCCCCCGGCUCGGAGGCGGCCGAGGCGCUGCCGACCAAAGCGGGCGGCCCCCCGCAGCAGGAGGGCCUGCGGCCUCCCAAGACGGCAGCGCCGGGCAGCGGUGGCGCAGGUAAGGCAGAACACCUGCAACAAACAAGAAUUCCAUUUGAAUCACAAGAUAAAGCUUCAGUUCCUGAUUCUGGACCAGAAAUGGCUAAACCUCAGGUGGCUGUGGCUCCUGUGGUAGUAUCAAAGCUGUCGGUUAAAGCACCUGAGUUUUAUCCAUCAGGAUACAACAUGAACUUUACUCAGAACUUUGUGGAUUCUUCCUAUGAAGAUGGAUAUGAUGGCUAUCUGACUUUGGCAGAAUAUGUACAAGACUUCCUAAACCAACUCACUGAGCAGCCAGGUUGUUUUGAAACUGAAAUAGAACAGUUUGCUGAAUCACUGAAUGGCUGGGUUACUACUGAUGAAGCUUUGCAAGAACUUGUUGAGCUCAUCUAUCAGCAGGCAACGUCUGUCCCAAAUUUUUCCUACAUGGGAGCACGGUUGUGUAACUACCUAUCUCACCAUCUAACGAUUAGUCCGCAAAGUGGGAACUUCCGACAGUUAUUACUUCAAAGGUGUCGAACAGAGUUUGAAAACAGAGAUGAAGCCGCAAAAGGAGAUGAGGAUACUCGAAAACAAUUUCAUGCCUUUGUGCUGUUCUUAGCUGAACUUUAUCUUAACCUAGAGAUUAAAGGAACAAAGGGUCAGGUAACACGAGCAGAAAUUCUUCAAGAAGGCCUUCGAGAAUUACUAAAUGCACUUUUCUCCAAUCCUGUGGACAGUAAUUUGAUAUGUGCAGUGAAACUGCUGAAGUUAACAGGCUCAGUUUUAGAAGAUGCCUGGAAAGAAAAAGGAAAGAAUGACAUGAAUGAAGUGAUCCAACGAAUUGAAAAUGUUGUGUUGGAUGCAAACUGUAGCAGAGACGUGAAACGUAUGCUUUUGAAACUAGUAGAACUGCGAUCAAGUAACUGGGGAAGAGUUCAUGGAACUUCUUCACAUACAGACGCCACCCCUGACAAUGACCCGAACUAUUUUAUGAAUGAGCCAACAUUUUACACUUCCGAUGGCAUUCCUUUCACUGCUGCUGAUCCAGAUUACCAAGAAAAAUAUCAAGAGCUGCUUGAAAGAGAAGAUUUCUGCCCAGAUAAUGAAGAAAACGGAACAGAUUUACCGGGAGCUGACUAUCUGUAUUUUGAUGACAUUGAUGACGAGAUGGAUCCAGAAAUUGAAGAAGCAUAUGAAAAAUUCUGUCUAGAAUCGGAACAUGAGAGAAAAGAGUGAGAUGUUAAACAUAAAUCUUAGUUUAUUAAAGCAGUUUAGGCAUGGUUAGAAUACAUGGGGAUAUAAAACUUGUAACAUUUGUACCAAAAUAAGGAAGUUGAGUUUCUCCAAGUACUAAAGAUACACAAUUUCCAUUUUGUUAAACAGAAUCUGCCAAAAAUUGUAAACUUAUGUCCUGUAUCUUAAAAUGUUGUGUAUAUAUCAUAGUUUAUUUUAUGUACAGGUAUAUGAACAAUGUUUUGGCUGCAAUAAAAAUUGAUUUAAAAAGUGUCAUAACGGAAAUUAAAGUUUAACUAAAGGGGAUCUGUCCCAUAUUUCCCUUUUUGGGAGAAGGGGGAAGAAUAACGUGAUCUAACUUUAAUUGCUUGCUUGCUGGUUCUAGUAUACAUUAGGAGUUAUUCAUCCUUUUUGCCAUAUACAAGCUAUCUUUUUUUUUUUUCUGCUAAGGAGAAUAUGGUCCAAAUAUGGCUUACCUGUUCUGUAGAUCAUGAGAAUUGGUUUGUUAAGGUUUUGUAUCGUGUGGGUUAUUUUGUGGCUUCUUUCUUUCUCUUCUUCCUCUCCCCAAACCCACUGGGGUGAGGUCUUGACAUUUUUUCCUGGAAUAAACAUGUGAUAUGUUGAUAUUGUGAAAAAGCAAGCAGUAUUUUGAAAGUCAGGUGCUUUCAAGACAUGUGGUUCAGAUAAGCUUAUUUUCAAUUUCUACAUGCAAAAAUGAUCCUUUAAAUAAUUUGCUGUGUUCUUCAAGAUUACCUGAAUAUAGUUAUAGUUUAACCCAUGCUCCUCAAAAGUAUGUGCAGUGCUCAAUAUAUUUUUGAAUGUAUCUAACAUGUCUAACCUUCUGGAAACCCUUGUAACUUUUUCCAUUCUAAUUAUUUUGUAUAAUUUGUCCUAAUUUUGUAGUUUGAAUACAUUCAUAUAUUUCAAAUAUGUUAACAUUCUGAAGCCAACUACUCUUCUUUGACCCAAUAUAAUCACGUUAGUGUCCCUAGGAUAUUCCAUUGCUGUUGGUGUUGCCAAACUCAGUUGUACUGUUUCCUGUUAUCUGUUACUGGUUAGACUAAGUAGAACCCCCUUGCAAAAUAAAAAAUAAAAAAAAAUAUUAAAAAAAAAAAUCCCAAAAAGUAGCUACUGUAAAGAACAUGUUGUAAAUAUGCAUGUAAAUAAUUCUGUUAAUAUUUCACUGUACUACGUUUGGUUAAAUAACUUGUGUGUCUGCUAAUACAGUGAGCACUGACUGUUUUCUGGAUGUUAAAACAUUCGUUUAGGUUGGAGUUUUUGGAAAAUAAAAUUUAACUAGCUUUGU